This is a messenger RNA of Nematolebias whitei (Rio pearlfish), 2523 nucleotides long. RefSeq names its product mitofusin-1. The record is from RefSeq and is a predicted model, not a curated record. Bases 168 to 2444 code for a protein of 758 amino acids. Gene Ontology annotation, cellular component: mitochondrial outer membrane. Gene Ontology annotation, molecular function: GTP binding; GTPase activity. The transcript has 18 exons. Gene Ontology annotation, biological process: mitochondrion localization; mitochondrial fusion. Lineage: Eukaryota; Metazoa; Chordata; Actinopteri; Cyprinodontiformes; Rivulidae.
GGAGGCGGCGCAACUUGCAUUUGCCGAAUACAAACAGAAGGUUAACCAGACUGACAGCAGUUCGUCUAACUAACUAAUAUCAAGAUUAUCUUAUUGUCAUCACGGAAUAAUCGUGUUUUUGUUAUGUGAAGUGGACUCUGAUUUUAUUAGGACUGUGACUGACCAUCAUGGCUUCGGCCCCCCUACUAAGAAGGACAGAUUCAGCUCGGGGGGAAUUUUCCCCUUUGAAGCAUUUCGUUGUAGCCAAGAAAAAGAUCAGCGAUGUGUUUGAACAACUUCUCAACUAUGUGAAGGAGACCUCCGAGUUUGUAGAAGACAUAUAUGGGAACAAAGCUUUGGAGAAAAUUGCCACUGAGGACCAGAAGUUGGAGAUUCUGGCCUUUGCUGACAAACUGGGUGUCAUUAAGGAGGUGCUUGCACGCAGACACAUGAAGGUGGCCUUUUUUGGCAGGACUAGUAAUGGUAAAAGUACAGUGAUCAACGCCAUGCUGAGGGAUCGCGUGCUGCCCAGUGGGAUUGGCCACACCACCAACUGCUUCCUGAGCGUGGAGGGUACUGAUGAGGACAAGGCCUAUCUUAAGACAGAGGGCUCUGAAGAUGAGAAGAGCAUUAAAACUGUAAACCAGCUGGCUCAUGCACUUCACAUGGAUAAAAGUCUGGACGCUGGCUGUCUCGUUCGUGUGUUCUGGCCAAAGACCAAGUGCGCUCUGCUCCGAGAUGACCUGGUUCUUGUUGACAGCCCAGGGACAGACGUGACGUCACAGCUGGACAGCUGGAUUGACAAGUUUUGCCUGGACGCUGACGUCUUUGUGCUGGUAGCAAACUCGGAGUCAACCCUCAUGAACACGGAAAAACACUUUUUCCAUAAAGUGAAUGAACGUCUCUCAAAACCGAACAUCUUUAUUUUGAACAAUCGCUGGGAUGCCUCUGCAAACGAACCAGAAUACAUGGAUGACGUGAGGAAGCAGCACACAGACCGUUGUGUGAACUUUCUGGUUGAUGAGCUGAAAGUUGUUGACCGCGAUCAGGCACCAAACCGCAUUUUCUUUGUUUCUGCUAAAGAAGUGCUCAGCUCCCGGAUGCAGCGAGCGCAGGGCAUGCCAGAAACAGGUGGUGCCUUGGCUGAGGGUUUCCAGGAGAGACUGAAGGAGUUUCAGAGUUUUGAAAGAAGAUUUGAGGAGUGUAUCUCGCAGUCAGCAGUGAAAACAAAGUUUGAGCAGCACACAAUCAGGGCCAAGCAGAUCACAGAACAAGUCAAGACCAUCAUGGACAACAUCAAUAUCGAGGCAGCGGAGAAGCGAGUGGCAGCGCUGGAGGACAGAGAGUACCAGAUGGACCGGUUGGAGUUUGUCAAGAAUCAGCUCAAUUUGCUGAUUGACGACAUUAAGAAGAAGAUCAAAGCCAUCAGUGAGGAUGUGGAGUCCAAGGUGUCCAUGGCCAUGGGAGAGGAGAUCAGCCGUCUGCAUGUAAUUGUUGAUGAGUUCCACGCUGAUUUCCAUCCUUCCUCUCACGUCCUCAAGCUCUACAAGUCUGAACUACUGGUCCAUGUGGAGGAGGGGAUGGGAAAGAACCUGGCCUUCCGCUGCUCUAAUGCCAUCAACGCCUCUGUCCAGUCCUCUCAAAGCUACAUGAUAGAGAGCAUGCUGCCUCUGCUUCCCUCUGCUGCCCAGAGCCAAGUCAACAUGCUGGUUCCCAACAGGACCUUUGACCUGAGCUACGACCUAAACUGCGCCAUCCUUUGCAGCGACUUCCAGGAAAACAUUGAGUUUCAGUUUUCGUUGGGCUGGAAAGCUUUAGUUCACCGCUACCUGGGAUCUGCUAAUGCACAGAGGGCCCUGAGUCUGGUGAACCAGAACUUACAGACUUCUCAAGCAGCAUUGCCUCUGGCUCAAACUCCCUCAUCUGGACCCCCAUCCAUCGCAGCUCCGCCUAGCAACGAGAGAGCCCUCAUGACUCAGGAAGAUCUGAUGGUAGCCAUGGCAACCAACGUGGCAUCCCUCACUUCCCGUGCUUCAAUGACCGUUAUUAUUGUUGGAGGAGUGGUGUGGAAAACGGUUGGCUGGAGGCUCAUUGUCCUGUCGGCCUCUCUUUAUGGCCUGCUGUACCUGUACGAGAGACUCACCUGGACCACAAAAGCUAAGGAGCGUGCUUUGAAGCGCCAAUUUGUAAAUUAUGCCACCGAGAAACUACAGCUCAUCGUCAGCUUUACUAGUGCAAACUGUAGUCACCAGGUCCAACAGGAGAUGGCCACGACCUUUGCUCGGCUCUGUCAGCAGGUGGACCAGACGCAGAAAGAGCUGGAGGCAGACAUCCAUCAACUGACAGCCAAGAUAAAUCAGCUGGAGGCCGUCCAGAAUCACUCGAAGAGCCUGCGGCAUAAAGCCACAGAGCUGGAGAAACAGUUGGAGGAAUUCACACACCAGUACCUGCAGCCUCAGGAGUGAAGACACUCCUCUUCAUCGCUCCACAGUUUGGCUCUUAUGGAGCCGUCUCUAUAAACCGUCAACCAGUAGGUGAUGGCCC